Messenger RNA from Ostertagia ostertagi, 435 nucleotides. Lineage: Eukaryota; Metazoa; Nematoda; Chromadorea; Rhabditida; Trichostrongylidae. The record is from the annotation of a GenBank genome assembly.
CCUGUUGAUGUGUCUCCCCGACGGGACAGUUUGUGCAUUCGCUGUUCUCAAUUGCAGAUCAUCUCUUGUUGCUCUGUAUUCUUCAUUCUUGCCUCGACGAUAUCGUUUAUGCUCAAGACGCAUCCAUCUUUCCAAAUACCGCAAAUUACAGUGACGUACGGCUUACGACUUUUCGAGAGCGAUGGUUUUGCGAAUUUCGCCAAAGCGAUCGGCACUCACAAACCGUACACCGCCCCUCACCCGUAUUUCUUCUACGUCGAUCUCAUCUGUAACUCAUGGUUCACACUGGAAUUGUUUGUUCGUCUACUGUUUUGCCCGUCAAUGCGACGCUUCCUUCGCUCACCACUUACGGUCAUCGACGUAAUCUCAACGUCGGCAUUCUAUUUCGAGUGGUUGCUCCACGCUAUUCUCAUACAAACUGGUGAGCUAAGUUAG